ACCAUGUAUUCUUUGAAAAAGCCCGUAAUGAUUCGAGAGGUGUGGGCUCGAAACCUGGUAGAGGAAUUGUUUUUGAUUGAUCAGAUUAUGCCCCAUUACCCAUACAUUGCCAUGGAUACCGAAUUCCCGGGUACAAUCUUUUCUCCGGCGAUUGAGAAACAUCGACUCUCUCAGCUCUCUCCCGACCAAAACUACUCUGUCAUGAAGGCGAACGUCGAUGCCCUCAAGCUCAUUCAACUAGGCCUCACCCUCUCCGACUCUGGUGGGAAUCUCCCUGGAACCCAUUGCUUCUACGUUUGGGAAUUCAAUUUCCGGGAUUUCAACGUCGAUGUCGAUUCCUCCAACCCGGAUUCUAUCGCUCUGCUGAAACAACAAGGAAUCGAUUUCCAAAGGAACAAGAAAUACGGCAUUGACUCGGCGGAAUUCAGGCGUCUGCUUCUGAGUUCGAGAAUCCUUUCACCGAUGGUACAUUGGAUCACCUUCCACGGCGCCUACGAUUUCGGAUUUCUGCUCAAGAUUUUGACAAGGAGAAGGUUGCCAGAGGACCUCAGCAUGUUCAUGGGGUUGGUGAAUACCUACUUUGGUGGGGCUGUGUACGACAUGAAACACAUGAUGCAGAACUGUGAUGGAUUAUAUGGUGGGCUGGAGAGGGUGGCCAAAACCCUAGGAGUCGAUCGUGUGGCUGGAAAGAGUCAUCCAGCUGGUUCAGAUAGUCUACUCAUAAUGCAAACAUUGGUGAAGCUAAUAGCGUUGUACUUUGGUGGAAAAGAGGGGAAACAAACUAUUGAGUUUCGCUCCGCGUUGUAUGGAUUGAUUUAACGUGAACGAGUAAGAUUCUGUCU
Rhododendron vialii is the source of this 842-nucleotide messenger RNA. Its product is annotated as probable CCR4-associated factor 1 homolog 11. Gene Ontology annotation, cellular component: P-body; CCR4-NOT complex; CCR4-NOT core complex. Gene Ontology annotation, molecular function: nucleic acid binding; poly(A)-specific ribonuclease activity. The record is from RefSeq and is a predicted model, not a curated record. Bases 4 to 819 code for a protein of 271 amino acids. Lineage: Eukaryota; Viridiplantae; Streptophyta; Magnoliopsida; Ericales; Ericaceae. The transcript has a single exon.